Paramacrobiotus metropolitanus is the source of this 687-nucleotide messenger RNA. Its product is annotated as histone H2B. The transcript is spliced from 2 exons. NCBI's taxonomy places the organism in Eukaryota, Metazoa, Tardigrada, Eutardigrada, Parachela, Macrobiotidae. The record is from RefSeq and is a predicted model, not a curated record. The coding region runs from base 77 to 451 and encodes 124 amino acids. Gene Ontology annotation, molecular function: structural constituent of chromatin; protein heterodimerization activity; DNA binding. Gene Ontology annotation, cellular component: nucleosome.
AGUUUUCGUCUUAGAGUUGUGAAUUCAUAAUUGCAGUUUUCAAGUUUUUAUUCCGUUAGCUGUUAGCAAAGCAAAGAUGCCGCCUAAGCCAAGUGGUAAAGCCGUCAAGAAGUCUGGCAAGGCCCAGAAAGCCAUCCGCAACCCUGAUGCCAAGAAGAAGAAGAAGAGGAAGGAGUCGUACUCUGUGUACAUCUACAAGGUGCUGAAGCAGGUGCACCCGGACACCGGCGUCUCCUCCAAAGCCAUGGCCAUCAUGAACAGCUUCGUCAACGACAUCUUCGAGCGCAUCGCCGCCGAGGCGUCCCGUCUGUCCCACUACAACAAGAAGUCCACCAUCACCUCCCGCGAAAUCCAGACCGCCGUCCGUCUGCUCCUCCCCGGAGAGUUGGCCAAGCACGCCGUGUCGGAAGGCACGAAGGCCGUCACCAAGUACACCAGCGCCAACAAGUAGACUGCCUAAUGUUGUUGAUCUCAGAAAUGGUUUUGUUCACGCUUCAGAUUAGAUGUGCUGUAGUUAUUGAAAGGUGGGCACUGGACAGUCGGGAAUUUUUUCCAACCGAGUUCUAGUACUUCUGAUUUGUCAUCGUUUUACAUUUGAAUUGUACAGUAUUAUUAGUGUCAAUUGUCAACUGCGGGCGAGUUAAUUCAAACUGUCCAGUAUUUGCGCAAAUUAAAGAUCAUGAGAAA